Molecule: messenger RNA, 2226 nt
Organism: Solea senegalensis (Senegalese sole)
Lineage: Eukaryota; Metazoa; Chordata; Actinopteri; Pleuronectiformes; Soleidae
Gene: ggps1
Product: geranylgeranyl diphosphate synthase 1
Exons: 4
Coding region: 547-1494 (315 amino acids)
Biological process (GO): isoprenoid biosynthetic process
Molecular function (GO): prenyltransferase activity
Source: RefSeq, a predicted model, not a curated record
GUCACAGUACAGCGAGAACAAAAAUGCAGAAAAACUACAACCCUUGGCUUUAGAACACAUAGGUGCGUUCGGUGUGUGUUACGAUACGUCCCGACUCAGCAUAGCCGCGUGGCUCUCAUUUUCCAUGUCGGCCCGCAUAGUUUACCGGGCAACGUAGAGAUAUAAAUGCAAUGCGCAAUGACCGAGGCUACAUUAGCUGCAUACUCUGCGCUUGCUCUGUGAGGAAGUGCAUAUUUACCCUGAACACAGCUAGCUUAUUUUUUAGAAGUGUUUGAACUGUUAUACCGGUCGUAGCUUAGCAUAGUAGCCGUAUAGCUGUGCACCAGUGACACAUGAACCUAAAACAUAUGAGUGUUGAUGUUUUAGUUAUAGCGUGAGCCUUGGUCGAUUAGUGUGGAAGUGGAAGCUUUUAUUUAUUUUUUUAUUGCUCAGCGGUGGUAUUCUGGCGUUCCCAUGUUAGCCUGCUAACGCUAGAUCAGUGUGGCUAACUGGACUACAGCUCACUGACAGACCUCAUCUAAGGUAGAGUUUCGUGAAUUUAAAGUAAUGGACGGUGACUCUGAAUCAGCCUCACAGCGAAUUCUGCUGGAGCCUUACAAGUACUUGUUGCAACUACCAGGAAAGCAAGUGAGGACAAAACUCGCCCAAGCGUUUAACCACUGGCUCAAUGUUCCAGAGGACAAACUGCAGAUGAUCAUCGAGGCGACUGAGAUGCUGCACAACGCCAGCUUGCUCAUCGAUGACAUAGAGGACAACUCCAAGCUGCGGCGAGGCUUCCCGGUGGCCCACAGCAUUUAUGGGAUUCCCUCGGUUAUCAACUCCGCCAACUACGUCUACUUCUUGGGGUUGGAAAAGGUGCUAACCCUGGAGCACCCCGAAGCUGUCAAAGUGUUUACUCGGCAACUGCUGGAGUUGCACCGUGGCCAGGGCCUGGACAUCUAUUGGAGGGACACCUACACCUGUCCCACCGAGCAAGAGUACCGCAACAUGGUGCUGCAGAAAACUGGGGGGCUCUUUGGCCUGGCUGUGGGCCUGAUGCAGCUCUUCUCAGGCUGGAAACAAGACCUGAAACCCCUGCUGGACACGCUGGGUCUCUUCUUCCAGAUCCGUGACGACUAUGCCAACCUGAGAUCCCGCGAGUACAGCGAUAACAAGAGCUUCUGUGAGGACCUGACUGAGGGCAAGUUCUCUUUCCCCACUAUUCAUGCCAUAUGGUCGCGUCCAGAGAGCACCCAGGUGCAGAACAUCCUGAGGCAGCGCACGGAGAACAUGGACAUCAAACGAUACUGUGUGGAUUAUCUGGAGAAGGUGGGCUCGUUUGCCUACACCCGCCAGACCCUGCGGGACCUGGAGGUAGACGCCUAUCGUCUCAUUGAGAGCUUAGGGGGGAACCCUCAGCUGGAAGCCCUGGUCAAACACCUAAGUCAAAUGUAUCAUGAGCCUGAAGUCUCAGCAGAGUCCACAACCGAGCCACACUCCAACCAAAACCACUGACCUCACCCACAUUUCACAUCACAGGCCUGCACACUCCAUUAACACACAAGCUCUGGUGGUAACACUGACACAGACAUACACAUUCCGAUAAAAGCACAACACACCCACUAAAAGGUUACAUUCACAAACCAUUUUAGACGACACAGUCAAUCAACAUAAAUUCUGGGAGAAAGCUUUGAGUGCAUUCAGCCCCAAAUGUUGCCUUUAUCUUUUAAGUGUUACUUAACAAAUAACAAAUUACCACUUUCUGAAAUUUAGGUAGAAAAUGACUUCCAAUGUUUUAGGUUUGUUUUCCUGAAAAUGAAAAUGAGAUAGAAAUAAAGCUUAAAAGCCUUGCUUUUUGAUGUGCGAUACAGUGCAUACCACCAUAUAUGAAAAAGUUUAUCUAGGGCAGAGCGAAUGCUGGAUGUUAUUUGAAACAAAAUGCGGAUGUCUUAAGAGGUGUGACUGGCGGGAUCUGUAAUCAUUAAGCUGCCCGAGUGCCAAUCCUGUGUGGGGGCCCUCUGCAAUUCAAUUGUCUACUUGUUAUGUAACAUGCUGGCAUUAUAUGCAAAGUAGUACUCGAGUUGUUUAUGCUCAGCUGUGUAUGAAAUCAAUGUUGAUGCUUUGUUUUAUUGACAACUAUCUUUCCAGAUUCAGCAGAACUCUUCACAUCAGUGUUUGAGGGGAGGCUCUGUACUGUUGUUGCAGACCUAUUUGCAUUUAUUGAAUAAAAAAAACAAAAACAUUAAA